AUGACUGAUUCCAAGAAGGCGUCAUCUGAAAGUCAAAGGACCGAUCAAGAUGUAAGCGAGGAGAAUAGCGAGGAAGGAGAUGAUGAAGAAGUGGAGGAGGAUGAAGAGGCGGCAAAUGUCGAGGAGAAGGAGAAGGGAAAUGAAACGGAAUUGAAACAAUUGUUGUCGCAGGCCAUCCUGGAACUAAUCGAUGAGAUCGGAGAGGUGGAUACCAACAUUGCGAGAGAUGCGAGGGAUCACAUACACAGCGGGGAAAUCAUACUCACCAUUGGCAAUUCCGCAACAACCGAAUCAUUCCUCAAAGCUGCCAAAGAUCGGCAUUUUACCGUCAUAGUAGCCGAAGGGGCACCCAGCAUGUCGGGACAUGCGCUAGCCCGAUCCCUCUCCACCUCUCCCAACCUAAGCGUACUGCUGGUUCCAGACUCCAACGUGCACGCGCUCAUGCCGCGCAUUUCCAAGAUCAUCCUCUCUCCUCACGCAAUUUUGCCCAAUGGAGCGCUGUUGUGCGCACCAGGUUCUUCGCUGGUUUGCAGUAUCGCGAGAGAGAGAAGGGUGCCCAUCGUAGCAUUGGCAGGUCUACAUCGACUCUCUGCAAAUUGGGAUGUGGUAGGAUUGGCAGGAGCGAGAGCAAUGGCGACGCAAGAUCUAAUCUUACCUAGGGAAUUUUCGAGGCUCAAAGAAGAGGCUGGAUUGAACUUUAAAGCAUUGGACUAUGUCAAUCUGCCCGAUCUCAUCAUCACAAACACUGGCGAACAUCCUCCUGCCUUUGUCUAUCGUCUCAUCAAGGAGAAUUAUAGAGUCGACGUUUGA
Messenger RNA from Ceraceosorus guamensis, 810 nucleotides. Its product is annotated as nagb/rpia/CoA transferase-like protein. Gene Ontology annotation, molecular function: translation initiation factor activity; guanyl-nucleotide exchange factor activity. The record is from RefSeq and is a predicted model, not a curated record. NCBI's taxonomy places the organism in Eukaryota, Fungi, Basidiomycota, Exobasidiomycetes, Ceraceosorales, Ceraceosoraceae. Gene Ontology annotation, biological process: translational initiation. Bases 1 to 810 code for a protein of 269 amino acids. The transcript has 4 exons. Gene Ontology annotation, cellular component: eukaryotic translation initiation factor 2B complex.